Molecule: messenger RNA, 1318 nt
Organism: Sander lucioperca (pikeperch)
Lineage: Eukaryota; Metazoa; Chordata; Actinopteri; Perciformes; Percidae
Product: keratin, type I cytoskeletal 13-like
Exons: 7
Coding region: 25-1293 (422 amino acids)
Molecular function (GO): structural molecule activity
Source: RefSeq, a predicted model, not a curated record
CCGACAACCAACCGACCCUCAGCCAUGAACUCCUUCUCCAGCCGCAGCAGUUACAUGUCCACCCCCAUGAGGAGCUCCGCCAUGUCCUCCUCCUCCUCCUCCUUGCACCGGGCCAGCAGCAUGGGGGUCGGCAGCGUGUACGGAGGAGCCGGAGGGACUGGAAUUCGUGUCUCAAAGGCCUCCUUCUUCUCCUCUGCCGGCGGUGCCUUCAACUUGGCCGAUGGCGUCGACGUGACCGUCAGCGAGAAGGCCACCAUGCAGAACCUCAACGACCGCCUGGCCACCUACCUGGACAAGGUGCGCAGCCUGGAGAAGGCCAACGCCGGCCUGGAGCUGAAGAUCAGACUGUUCCUGGACAAGAAAACCAAACCUGAGGCCCACGACUGGACGGCGUUCUACAUCCGUAUCAAAGACCUGCAGGAUCAUAUUAACUUUGCUGCCUGUGGAAACGCCGGCCUUGUCCUCGCCAUCGACAACGGCCAGUUGGCCGGCAACGACUUCAAAGUCAAGUUUGAGCACGAGCUGGCCAUGCGUCAGUCAGUGGAGGCGGACAUCAGCGGGCUGACGAGACUCCUGCAGGAGCUGACUCUGAGCCGGAGGGACCUGGAGAUGCAGAUCGAGGGUCUGAAGGAAGAGCUGAUGAUGCUCAAGAAGAACCACGAGGAGGACCUGCUGGCUCUGCGGGCCCAGGUGGGAGGCCAGGUGAACGUGGAGGUGGACGCGGCUCCUCAGGAGGACCUGUCCGCCGUCAUGGCCGGAAUCAGAGAACACUACGAGACCGUCGCCAACAAGAACCGCAGAGAGCUGGAGUCCUGGUUCCAGGCCAAGUCAGGCGAGCUGAACAAAGAGGUGGUUGUGAGCACCGAGAUUCUGCAGACGACCAAGACAGAGAUCUCAGAGCUCAGAAGAGUUUUUCAGAGUCUGGAGAUCAAACUGCAGGCGGAGAUCAGCAAGAAAGGAUCUGUGGAGAUGACUCUGGCUGAGACCAAGAGCCGCUACGCCAACAUGCUGGCAAGUUUCCAGUGUCAGGUGGAGGGUCUGGAGGAGCACCUGGCCCACCUCAGGGCCGACCUGGAGAAGCAGAAGGCCAUGUACGGCGAGCUGCUGGACAUCAAGACCAGACUGGAGCUGGAGAUCGCCGAGUACAGGAGGCUGCUGGACGGAGAGAGCACCGCCAAGACUAGCACCAAGACCAGCUCCAUGACCAGCACCCAGACCACCACCAAGACCUCCAAGGUGGUGGUGAUCACGCAGGAAGUGGACGAAUACGGAAACGUGAUCAGCAGCAGUUAGAUGAAUGAAUGAAUGAAAUCAGAAU